AUGUACCCCGUCAAGUCGAAGAAUUUGGCAUCGUGGAAGUUCGGCAAGAGAAACAACCAAUAUAUACCGCACGUGUGGUUUGCGCUCACCGAAAACGAUACCUCUUUUACAAAAACGCUUUUUGUUUUCAAGAAGACCGAAAGUUGGAUGGGCAUCGGAUGGCGUCUGAGAUUCAUGCCCAACGAGGGUCGGCAUCUAAAGGGGCACGUCCCUCAAAAGACGUCGAAACAGACGUGCUACUGGAUCCAGUCACAAUCGAAGAAGGGCGACGACAAC
Molecule: messenger RNA, 276 nt
Organism: Mesorhabditis spiculigera
Lineage: Eukaryota; Metazoa; Nematoda; Chromadorea; Rhabditida; Rhabditidae
Source: the annotation of a GenBank genome assembly